Pelodiscus sinensis (Chinese soft-shelled turtle) is the source of this 2179-nucleotide messenger RNA. Its product is annotated as solute carrier family 22 member 6-A-like. Gene Ontology annotation, biological process: transmembrane transport. The record is from RefSeq and is a predicted model, not a curated record. Gene Ontology annotation, cellular component: membrane. Gene Ontology annotation, molecular function: transmembrane transporter activity. Lineage: Eukaryota; Metazoa; Chordata; Testudines; Trionychidae.
CCCAUGCAGCAGCCCAAGCUGUGCGCUUCUCCUGGGGGAAGCUGAUGGCUGUAGCUGAUCAUGCUUUGACAGAUCUUGAAGAGAGCUGGAACGUAUUGUAGGAGGCACCCUUUCCAAAUGCAGCUCUGUCUGUGAAACUCGUUUAAGUCAUCAGGCAGCGAGUUGACAGGGGAUCUGUUCGUCAUGACUUUUGCCGAACUCCUCGACAGCGUUGGCGGCAUGGGCCGCUUUCAAAUCAUCCACGUCACUUUGCUUGUUAUCCCAGUUUUAAUGACAGCCUCUCACAAUCUCCUGCAGAAUUUUUCCGCUGCUGUCCCAGGACACCACUGCCAGAUCCGUGCAGCUGCCAACAACACGCGUGGUGCAAAUGCGACUCACAGGCUGAGCGCCAAAGAUCUCUUGAGGGUCUCCAUCCCCAUGGAUGGGGACUGGGAGCCAGAGAAGUGUCGCCGGUUCAUCACCGCCCAGUGGCAGCUCCUAAAUUCCAAUGCAACAGUCUCAAAUGGGACCGAGAUGGAAACAGAGCCAUGCACGGAUGGGUGGACCUAUGAUAAGAGCAUCUUCACCAACACCAUCAUUAUGGAGUGGGACUUGGUGUGUAACCUGCGCACGCUCGGACAGAUGGCUCAGUCGAUCUACAUGGCUGGGGUGUUGGUGGGAGCGCUCGUGUUUGGAAGCUUAGCGGACAGGUUCGGGCGGAAGGCUCUCCUGAGCUGGUCUUACCUGCAGAUGGCUGUCGCGGGCACCUGCACGGCCUUCUCACCCAAUUUCACCGCAUACUGCAUCUUCCGCUUCCUGGUCGGGAUGGCCCUUUCUGGGGUGGUCCUCAACUGCAUGUCACUGGUCGUUGAGUGGGUGCCAACCAAAGUACGGACCAUCGCUGGCACGGUGGUGGGAUACUGCGCUACCAUUGGACAGAUUGUUCUUGCAGGCUUGGCAUAUGCCCUCCCGGACUGGCGCUGGCUACAAUUCACUGCAUCAAUGCCCUUCUUUGUCUUCUUUCUCUACUCCUGGUGGUUUGCCGAGUCCGCUCGCUGGCUGGUUCUAUCAGGAAAACCGGACCGAGCAGUGCAGGUGCUUAAGAAAGUUGCUCAGAUAAACAGAAAAAAAGAAGAAGGAGACAAGCUCGAUACUGAGGUCUUGAAAUCCAACAUGCAGAAGGAAAUGGCCUUGGCACAAUCAUCCCACACGUUCUACAGUUUGGUCCGUACACCCAAUGUACGCAGGAUAUCCUGCUGCAUCGCCAGUGUCUGGUUUGCCACCAGCUUUGCCUUCUAUGGCUUGGCCAUGGACCUGCAGCAUUUCGGCUUCAACAUUUAUCUCAUCCAGGUGGCUUUUGGCUCCAUCGACAUCCCGGCCAAGCUGGCUGCUGCCAUCGGGAUGAGCUUCAUCGGCCGGCGUGUCACCCAGGCAGCUUCCGUUAUCCUGGCAGGGCUGGCGAUCCUGGCCAACAUAUUUGUGCCACGAGAGCUGAAGGCUUUACGUACAUCCCUGGCUGUGCUUGGGAAAGGAUGCUUAGCCUCUUCCUUUAACUGUUUGUAUCUCUACACCGGCGAGCUGUACCCCACAGUCAUCAGACAGACUGGCAUGGGGCUUGGAAGCACCAUGGCUCGCGUUGGUGGCAUAGUAGCUCCAGUGAUAAGGGUGACGGGGGAAUAUUUCCCAUACCUUCCACCAAUCAUAUACGGGACAGCUCCUAUAAUUUCAGGCAUUGCUGCUAUAUUCCUGCCAGAGACCCUCAACGUGCCAUUGCCUGACACCAUAGAAGAAGUGGAGAGAGGGAAAAAGGCCAGAAACCUAAAGAAUGAAGAUCAAAAGGAGAAGAUUCUUCUGCAGACGGAGGGGCCAGUAAUGCUGCAAGAAGUCUGAUGGUGCGAUGAGAGAGGGGGGCCCUUGGGUUAGGUUCAAAGUGUCACCCAUGUUUCUGUACACAGCAGUACAUCUUCAGGGGGCAGGUCUGUCCCCUGCUGCAGAGCAGAGAGGUGUCACAUGGGAGUUAUAACAAAUAAAUGGCAGAUUCCUCAGUCUUGGCAAUCUCUCGCACACACACUUGGAUAUUCGCACUGUUACAUACAUGCACAAGCACUCACGUUCAUGUUCACACUUGCACUCGUGGAUACACCCACCCCCAUUCAGACAUGCACACAAAAACACUCUCUUUCAUACUGUCUUGCACAUG